GUGAGGAAAAGGCCGGUCCUUGGCGUGCAAGGAAGAAGCAGGACAUCGCCGGCCGAACACGAGCGGAGUGGGGCGGUCUCUGGCGAUUCGCGACCUCACCGAGGUUCGGACGGCGCUGACGUGUCGGUGGAGAAUCGGCGCAGCGAUGGCCGCUGGCGGCUGCAUGGCGGCGGCACGUGGCGCGGCGUUCACUGCCACGUCUCCUUUGGCGGGAUAUCUCGCAGCCACAGCGGGUGACCGCUGCUGCGGCGAGCCUCUUCUCCCUCUUCGCCUCCGUUGUGUUUCUUCUUCUUCUUCUUCUUCUUCCCCUUCUUCUUCGCCGAUGACAGGAAUUCCGCAUGCAUGCGGCUGCGCGACGCGAUCGCGUGUCCCUAAUGCCGUCUUUGCUGUAUUGGGCGCCGAUCGCCAGAAGCACGCCGGGAACGUGAGGUCCGGAUUACGCCACCUGGAAGAUACCUUGAGGACAUUGCGCGCGCACACAGCAUCGCGUAGAGGACUGCAUGAGCCAUGCAGGCUCCUGCAGAGAUAUGGUGUCGAGGAGGGCGCCGAACGUCGAAGACGCAUAAGAGGUACAACGAUUUCUGCAUCGUCAUCCGACCGACCAGAUACAGAUGAAGCAAAAGCCCAAGCGCCAAAUCCGGCACCUGUCAAAACCAACCUGGGAACAUCAUCGGCUGCUCAACUUCUGGGCAUGAAGGGCGCAAAGGCAGGGGAAACGGUAAGAAAGCUUCCCUAUCGUAAAGGUGUGAGGGUGAAUGCCUUAUGGCGAUACAUCAUUGGAUCGCACAAGUGACGUAAUCAUAUGGUAUAUAAUACAUAUAUAUGUUUUGCUGGCUUCUGAUGGGGUGUGAACCGACAGUCUGUAGAGUUUUCCAUCU
This is a messenger RNA of Chara braunii, 878 nucleotides long. Lineage: Eukaryota; Viridiplantae; Streptophyta; Charophyceae; Charales; Characeae. The record is from the annotation of a GenBank genome assembly.